AUGGUCUCUUCAGCGGAUACAAUUUCGAGUAAAAAUGCUCCCAAUGGAUCGGCUAAACACAAACGUAUAAUCAACGUUACUCACAUGAUACCAUACACACCAGUGCUCGAAAACUCCGCACAAAUCUCGCAAAAUCCUUCCAAUUCACAUCAUUGGGUCUUGAAGCCGCGUCGAGGUCACUCUGCUCUUUACUCUGGUUUAAAUUCUUUAAGUUCUACUUGGAAUAAUCAUUAUGUGGGUUACAUUGGAACGAUACUCGACUCUGAAGAAAAAGCAAUUGAGUUUAGCGAUUUUUCAGAAGAAUUUAAACAUACAAUACAAACACGUUUAAAAAAAGAAAAUAUUUAUCCGGUAUUCCUUGAAAACGCCGAACAUCAUGGUCACUAUGAUGGGUAUUGUAAAUAUGUAUUAUGGCCAUUGUUCCAUUACAUUUUAUGGGAUACCGCUACCGAUGGUCGCGUAGAAAAAACGAGUUGGGAUCAAUACGUUAAAGUUAAUAAAAGAUUCACAGAUAAAAUUGUGGAGAUUUAUAAGCCGGGAGAUCUAGUAUGGAUCCACGAUUAUCACCUUUUGUUGGUUCCUGAAAUGUUACGAGAAAUACUCCCCGAUGCUGCAAUUGGUUUAUUUAUUCAUGCCCCAUUCCCUUCUUCGGAAAUUUUCCGGUGUUUGCCUAAGAGGAAAGAAAUUUUGAAUGGAAUGUUGGGAGCAAAUCAAAUCGGAUUUCAGGGAUCGAUAGUAUCCAUUGGUACUUUCCCUAUUGGGAUCGACUCUGAGAGAGUCGAAGCCCAAAGGAAGCAUCCUGAUGUUGCACCAAAGAUGGCAGCGAUUAGGGAAAUGUAUGCGGACAAAAAGAUUAUCGUUGGAAGAGAUAAGCUAGAUUUGGUCAAAGGCGUCCUUCAAAAAUUACACGCUUUCGAAAAGUUCUUGGAAGAUUAUCCUAAAUGGCAGGGAAAGGUUGUUUUGAUACAAGUCACUUCCCCAGCUCUCAGUGAAUCACCAAAAUUAGAAAAAAAAGUAUCAGAGGUCAUCGCUAAGAUAAAUGGUACAUACGGUUCUCUCGAGUUCACUCCUGUUCAUCAUUAUCAUAAUCAUAUGGAUCAGGAUGAAUAUUAUGCGCUCUUAAGUGUUGCAGAUCUAGGUCUCAUUACUUCUGUACGCGAUGGAAUGAACACUACAUCACUUGAAUAUAUCAUGUGUCAGCAGGAAAACCAUGGUCCACUUAUCUUGAGUGAAUUUACAGGAAUGGCUGGGUCUUUGGGAGCUGCUAUAAUGGUAAAUCCUUGGGAUUAUGAUGGAGUUGCAAAGACAAUCAAUGAUGCCUUAAGUUUGCCCGCGGAAGAGAAAAAGGCAAAGCAUAUGCAACUAUACAAACAUGUUACCGUUCAUACAGCCCAAUUCUGGGCAAAGUCUUUUACCAAAGAAUUAGGAACAUUAACACCGAUCGUGAGAACUCCAAGCGCGGCAGUUCCUCCACCUCGUAUGCUUGAGGCAUUAGAUGAACUUACUAAUGAUCCUAAUAACACUACUUGGGUUGUUUCCGGGCGUGAUUCAACUACAUUAGAAAAUUGGCUCGGCUCCGUUAAAAAACUUGAGCACGGGAGUUUCCUUAAAAACCCAGAUGGUGAUAAAUGGAUUAAUCUGACAGAAGAUAUAGAUAUGAGCUGGAAAAAUGAUGUGUUAGAGAUCUUUACAUAUUACACUGAACGUACACAAGGAUCUUUCAUAGAACGUAAACGUUCUUCUAUUACAUGGCAUUAUCGUCAGGCAGACCCAGAGUAUGGUGCAUUUCAAGCCAAAGAGUGUCAAAAUCAUCUUGAAAAUGCAAUUCUUCCGAAAUUACCGGUCGAAAUUCUAUUAGGAAAGAAAAAUUUGGAGGUCAGACCAACAACAAUUAAUAAAGGAGAAAUUGUAAAGCGUUUAUUGGCGUCUCACCCAGAUGUAGAUUUUGUAUUCUGCGCUGGAGAUGAUAGAACUGACGAAGAUAUGUUUAGAUCAUUGAGAAAAUCAGAGCUGCCAAUCGAUAACUAUUUCUGCACAACAAUUGGUGCGGCUAAUAAGAAAACUCUAGCUGGGUGGCAUGUUUCCUCGCCUGAAGAAUUAAUUCAGGUUAUGCAAAAAAUGGUAGAAACUAGUAAAAUGAAUUAA
Molecule: messenger RNA, 2145 nt
Organism: Funneliformis caledonium
Lineage: Eukaryota; Fungi; Glomeromycota; Glomeromycetes; Glomerales; Glomeraceae
Source: the annotation of a GenBank genome assembly